Molecule: messenger RNA, 2291 nt
Organism: Carassius auratus (goldfish)
Lineage: Eukaryota; Metazoa; Chordata; Actinopteri; Cypriniformes; Cyprinidae
Product: decorin-like
Exons: 8
Coding region: 179-1321 (380 amino acids)
Molecular function (GO): protein binding
Source: RefSeq, a predicted model, not a curated record
CUCCACUUGUCCUCUCUCUCUUCCUCUCUGUUCUUUUCUCCACCCCCUCCCCCCGUGACAGAGCACACCUGCCUGAUCUUGGCUGCAGGCGUCCACACAGUGAUCAGCCUUCGGCCUGCCGCGCUGUACAUCGGCUCCAGCCCUCUCUGGAUUUGCGGAUCUUUGUCUGCAGCUCUACAUGCUCCUGUACGUGCAGGCCUCCAUCAGCAACAUGAAAUCGGCCUGUCUCUCCCUGCUUUUGGUGUCUGUAUGCUGGGCUUUGCCCUUCCGUCAGUCCGGCUUUAUGGACUUCAUGAUAGAGGACGAACAGGGCUCAGGUUCACCCAUGCCUCCGACUCGUAGACCACCCGUUCAGACGCCCCCUGUGCUAACUGAGGAACCCGAAGGAUCUUUCUGCCCUUUCCGGUGCCAGUGUCAUCUGCGAGUGGUCCAGUGUUCUGAUCUAGGUCUGAAAAACGUUCCAGAAAAAAUCCCACUUGAUAGCACUCUCCUGGAUUUGCAGAACAACAAGAUCUCAGAGAUCAGGGAAAACGACUUCAAAGGCCUGAAGGGUCUCCAAACGCUCAUCCUGGUUAACAAUAAGAUCACCAUCAUUCAUGCCAAGGCCCUUUCUUCUCUUAUCAAUCUGGAGAGACUGUACUUGUCCAAGAACCUCCUGAAGGAUGUUCCUGCUAACAUACCGAAAAGCCUCCAGGAGCUGCGUAUUCACGAGAACCAGAUUACCAAGAUAAAGAAGUCCUCCUUUGCCGGCAUGGCCAAUGUCAUCGUCAUGGAGCUGGGCUCGAACCCUCUGAGUAGCUCUGGAGUUGAUAAUGGUGCUUUUGCUGAUCUGAAGAGGGUUUCUUACAUCCGAAUAGCUGACACCAACAUCACCUCCAUUCCCAAAGGUCUGCCCAGCUCUCUUUUUGAACUUCACUUGGAUGGUAACAAGAUCACUAAAGUGACUGCAGACAGUCUGAAGGGCCUCAAGAACCUGUCCAAGCUGGGUCUGAGCCACAAUGAGAUCAGCGUGGUGGAGAACGGCUCUCUGGCCAACGUGCCUCACCUGAGGGAACUUCACCUGGACAGUAACAUGCUGACUGCGGUCCCGGCUGGCCUGCCAGAACACAAAUACAUCCAGGUGAUCUACCUUCACUCUAACAAGAUUGCUGCUGUGGGAACAGAGGACUUCUGCCCACCCGGCUAUAAUACAAAGAAGGCCAUGUACUCAGGCAUAAGCCUGUUCAGUAAUCCAGUGCCCUAUUGGGAGGUCCAGCCCAUCACCUUCCGCUGUGUCUUCGACCGCUCGGCCAUUCAACUGGGCAACUACAGAAAGAAAUAGACCGUCCCAUCAGAUGCCUUAGUCACUGUUUCUCCCGCCCCUUCCUGUCUGACCUAAUCCUAUCAAGCACAUAAUUUAGUUUCAAUGUCAUAUCUACAAUUCCAUUUUCAACAUGCAGUUCACUGGACAGAUGUCACAUGAUGCUUUCAAAUAGCCAAAUGCAUAUCAGUAUAAUGUACUGAACAUACAUAUUGGGUUGAUAUAUAUGUGCAGAGGAGAACAGAAAAGAAAAAUAAAGAAAGUGAAGCCAUGACCACUUAGAAUAUCCAAUAGUGCACAUCACCCCGAAAUUAUCUUUUUGUCGAAGAUCUGUCCGGAUCUUCUGGACCUAAGCCAUGUUCUUCUAUGUUCUUCGCUGGCCUGCGGAGCGGGCAGCAAGGGGUUAACACAUGUCAGCCAGUGCCAUUAACAAGAGCUUGUAUGCUAGAAUGUACUCAGUUAUUACUUUCUGUGUCACGCUAGUUCAGAUUGUGCUGUUAAAAAUCGUUGUUCCUCCUCAUGUAAUCAGUUGAUUACGUUGAGGAGGAAGUUGGGCUUUAUAUGAGUUUCUCUUCGUCUCAAAUUCAGAUGUUUUGCUGACAUUUGUGUUCAUUCGUUUGCUCAGAUCCCAUCUGCUCUACCCAGGUGAACAUAGCGCUUCGAGAUGUAGAAUUAACUAUGUUGUCAUUACGAUAAAAGUGAUUCCCAAGCCUAUACGCAUGCUUUUGCUGCUCUGGUGACUGCGAGCUUAUGCGUGUGUGUGUUUCUUUCUUUCUUCGUGUCUGUUGAUUGUCUGUGUGUUUCAGUCUGGAAGGAUCGGGAGGGAGACGGCGGACAUGGACACCUCCUGCUUUCAUGAGAGUCAUGAAUGUCUCUUGUAUAGACGCUGUAUAUAAAUGCUGUAUAAAAGAAUCCUAUCAAUGCUUUGAAGCACAAGCACUUAGUUUGGACUUUAAUAUAUCGGCAAUAAAGGUAAUCCCUUUCUUCUCUC